GUACAGUGCGAAGGUGUGUGCGGUAGAGAUAGAGAGCUCGAGGUCAAUAGAAAAAAUAAGUCUGAUAAUCCUUGUCGCUAGUGGAAUGUCGCUAGUGAACUGAUUGUGUGUCUGGGGUGCAGGAAGGAAAAUGGAAAGCCCCUUCCACGCUCACGCACAAUCGAACUGGUCCUCCGAAGCAACGAGAUAUAUUGGCCGUGUGUUCGAAGGAUGGGGUUUUUUUACACCAAGGUGUGUGCGCUUGUGGUUUAUCACGUGCUUAGAACCGGACGCGUGCUUGCAUCUUCCUUGGCGUACGAUGAUGGUAUAUAUAUUCUAUCCCCACAUUGCAAGGAGGUAUCAGUUCGUUUGGACACCAGUUCCCGGCAGCAAGGCGUGUUGUGUUCCCUGAAGUGGUCAGUGUAGUGUGUUACCUACUCCGUGACGAUGAAGACGGCAGCAGUUGUGUUGGCAGUCGUGUCCCUCGUAGGAUGUGCAGUGGCCGUGUCGCACCCUUACACGCAAUGUGGCUCGAAUGAGAUGCUGGUGUCUUCGCCACCGUGCUGCGAACCAACGUGCGACUGUGACUGUGAGCAUGUCACCUGUCAGCAGAUGCUCGUGUACCAGCCGACCUGUGUCUGCAUGCAGGGCUUCGUACGCCUGGAGGGUCGCUGUGUUCCGAAGACGUGCUGUCCGGCUCCCGAGCCAACGUGCCCCACAGAAGCUCCCGUGUAUCAUCAACCGUCGUGCGGUUGUGGUCAAACUCCUUGCCAGUGCGAGCAACCGAAGUACCAUCCAGCUCCCUGCGAAACCACUCCCAAACCCUGCCAUCCGGUGUACGAACAGCCUUCGUGCGGCUGUGGCCAAACUCCCUGCAAGUGCGAACAUCCCACGUACGAACAGCAGCCUUCCUGCGGCUGUGGCCAAACUCCUUGCCAGUGCGAGCAACCGAAGUACCAUCCUGCUCCCUGCGAAACCACUCCCAAACCUUGCCAUCCGGUGUACGAACAGCAGCCCUCGUGCGGCUGUGGCCAAUCUCCCUGCAAGUGUGAGCAACCCAUGCACGAACAGCCUUCGUGCGGCUGUGGCCAAUCUCCCUGCAAGUGUGUCCAGGUGUUGUACAAGUCGUGCGAAACGAAACCCACCACCACUACGCCCUGUCCGCCCGUGUACGAGCAACCGUCGUGCGGCUGUGGCCAUACUCCCUGCAAGUGCGAACAGCCCAUGUACGAACAGCAUCCCUCCUGCGGCUGUGGCCAAACUCCCUGCAAGUGCGUCGCCAAAUGCCAUCCCGUGCCGGAGCACAAGCCGUGCGAGACUACUACUCCUGCCCCAACCUGUGCCGCCUGCGAGGAGCUAGUGUUUGUGCAGCCGUGCUGCGAGCCGACGUGCGAUAACGACUGUUCCGGUGUGCAGUGCAGCCCGCUGCUGCUGGUCGAAGAGCCAACCUGUGCCUGCCGGCCCGGGCUCGUCCGCUACCAGGGGCACUGUGUGGAGCCGUCCGUCUGCCCGAAGAGUGCCUCCCGCUAUCGGCUGUACGUACCGAAAACCGUUUCCUGUGCCUGCACUUCUGCUGCUGGGUGCAGUGCCAUGCUGCUGUUGCUGGCAGUAGGCGGUACGCACUGUGGAACUGCCAGUGUUAACUAUGCAGAACCCAACAAGAACAUCUGUUCCCCAUACGAAGUGCUGAAGUCAUCCGAGCCAUGCUGUGAGCCUACUUGUGAUGACGACUGUCUGCAUGCGAUCUGUCGCCGUGCACCGGAUGCCGCGUCCGUACCUACGUGCGUAUGCCGGCAGGGAUACGUGCGCCACGAUGGGUCCUGCAUAAGGAAGGAAUCGUGCCCUCCCCGAGCCCCCGUAACCUACGAUUCGUACCGUCCGCAGAAGAACCCAUACUAUCACCGCCCUACACCACGUCCUAACUCGGUGCCAAAAUCUUGCGGUCCGAACGAACGGCUCACCCACUGUCGGCCAGCCUGCGAACCGACUUGCGAGAAGGACUGUGCCGGGGUGAAACACCCCCAGGUGUGCCACCCGGAACCGUGCUGCGUGUGCAAGGAGGGCUACGUACGCCACAACGGUCGCUGCAUCAAACGGUGCGACUGUCCGAAGCGACCGCCCUUCCUCUCCGGACGCCCCCUCUCGGGCGAGUACAUUGAUUUUGAGGUCGUUUCUCUGGAGGGUCUGAAAUCGGACGAAGAUUUUGGCUACAAACCGAAGGCCGAGUUCCGUAUGCAGAAACCAUCACCACCACGGCUGCCGGCGUACGAGCACAAAAAGUCACUCGGUAUGGCACCGCUGUACCUGCGUACGCUCGGUAGCGCAUCAAACUCGGCCCAAGCGUCAUCCUACGAGCGCGCUGCCCAUACGACCGAACGGCCAGCCCUCUAUCCACCGCUGUGCGCUUGCCAUGCGACGAAGAAAAUGCACCCAGCCACUCAUAUGCCGCCGGCCAUGCAGGACACUCGCUCGUACGAGAGCACCGAGGAAGACUCAGACAUUGUGCCGUACGCACCGCUACCAACCGUCGGAUCGUACCGGCAGUCGCAGCCGGCCAAGAGCCUUUUCCCACCGCCGAGCACACCGUCCGCAACCGUUGGACCGUACUAUAUGCCAAGGAAAACGAUUCCAGCGCCACCGCCACAGCUACACCGAAGCGAUCUUAACGAACCAUUGGAUCAUUUCUGCGGCUCCGGACAGCAAAGCUCGGCCGCACAGGAAGAGCAGCCGAAGAAGCACCCCACCAUUUGGCCACCGGUUAGCAAGCAUUGUACACGCUGUGGCUUCCGGCGCCAUUAGACGGUACACGUGCAAUUAAAAUCACCCUCACCCUCGUUGUAAACUACCUUACUGCACAAUAAAUUAUUAU
This is a messenger RNA of Anopheles merus, 2848 nucleotides long. RefSeq names its product zonadhesin-like. The transcript is spliced from 5 exons. Bases 427 to 2778 code for a protein of 783 amino acids. Lineage: Eukaryota; Metazoa; Arthropoda; Insecta; Diptera; Culicidae. The record is from RefSeq and is a predicted model, not a curated record.